Messenger RNA from Daucus carota subsp. sativus, 1479 nucleotides. Its product is annotated as PLASMODESMATA CALLOSE-BINDING PROTEIN 1-like. Lineage: Eukaryota; Viridiplantae; Streptophyta; Magnoliopsida; Apiales; Apiaceae. The record is from RefSeq and is a predicted model, not a curated record. The transcript has 4 exons. The coding region runs from base 406 to 1251 and encodes 281 amino acids.
ACAAUGUAGUAUUGUAGCUGCAGCAGCACAAAACAUAAGACUAGAGCUUGAAGCAGAUGAUUAACUUUUUAUGAUUUCAUCCAAUUCAUCAGUGUACUUUCUUUUCUCUUUGGCACCUCAUCUUGCUUGCUAACUAUAACUACCCAUUGCCUCCUUUCUCAAGUAUUCUGAUAUUCCUCAACCCAUAAAUUAAUCCACUCUUUCCUUGUCUAGCACAAGAAAGCUCUGAUUCUUGUCACUUUUUGUAUAUAUACUAAAUGAAAUCCAGGAAGGCAAGAAAAAGAUAUCUUCUUCUUUACAAGUACCAUCUUCUUACAGCUUCGCCAGUUUUGGAAAUCCCAGAUUUUCUGCCAAUUUCUUAACAAAAGAGAGCUUCCAACUCGGAAUUUAUACGUUGUGGGGAAGAUGGGUGCCAAAUUUCACCUGUACUUGGUGUUCUUUGUCCUGUGUCAAUUCCUAAAGUCAGGUUCAAGCAUCGUAGAGAACUCUCCUUCAGAAGCAGUUUGGCAAAAUGGGCAAUGGAUUUCAGUUAAUCAAUCAUUUGAAGAUUCUUCAGAGUACACUGCCCAACUAGAUACUAUUCCAAUCAUUAACCCAACAACACCCACAACGACGCCUGCAAUAAAUCCGACACCAACCACAACGACUCCUACAUUUAACCCCAUGCCACCAACUGUGACUACAGCCCCAACAACUCCAACCACAACCCCGACCACAGCCAAUCCUGCAUCCUCCGGUGGAUCUUGGUGUAUUGCAAAUCCAAGUGCUUCUGAAACUGCAUUACAAGUAGCUCUUGACUAUGCUUGUGGUUAUGGAGGUGCAGAUUGUUCUGCACUUCAACCAGGUGCAACUUGUUACAAUCCAAACACCCUUCGUGAUCAUGCUUCAUAUGCAUUUAACGACUAUUACCAGAAAAACCCAGUACCGACAAGCUGUGUUUUUGGAGGAUCUGCACAACUUACCUACACUGAUCCAAGUUCUGGAAGUUGUCGUUUCUCAACACCAAAGACCACUUCAAGCAUGAGUCCGCCAGUCAUUCCUUCACCAAUCUAUCCAACUCCUACGUCUCCUAGUGCACCAACUGGAUAUGACUCGAUGCCUAGCCCACCAACAUUUGAUAAUACAGAUCCAACAGGCUUCGGUGGAGAGCCAACAGAAUCUCCAAACUCAGCAGAUUUCACAUCAUUAAACACGUUGUUGCUGUUCAUGAUGACCUAUCUGGUAAUGUCAGUGAUAGCAGUAGAGUUCUAAGCAGAAGAAGAUGACGCUUAGUUACUCCACUACCUGACUGGAAAAUUACCCAGCCGCCUGCAGCACUUGACAAAGUUCCAUGGGGUCAUCAGUCAAUGAACAAUGAGAUAUACAUCUCAAGCCCAUUCCUUGCAUCAUCAUUGUAUUUUUCAUAAUUUAUGGCUUUUUUAGUUAGAUUAGAAACCAGAUAAAGCGAAGAGCAUAGUAAUUCACAGGAUUCAUUAUAGC